AUGUCUCGUCCGCAAAAUGCCCAACCUACCUCAUCCAUCGACCGUCUAGUUGUCAAACUGCCAUCUUUCGUGCCAUCUGACCCCGAACUUUGGUUUUAUAUGGUGGAACGAAGCUUUGAGGCCUCCGGAGAAUCAACAAGAUUCGGCAAUGUAUUGGGCAAUUUGGAUCCUCGUUACGCAGCCAAAGUACGUGACAUCAUCAUAAACCCACCGGAGACUGAAACAUAUGCCACCAUCAAGGCAGCACUCUUUCGUCGGCUGGGCAUCUCCCAAGAAACACGGAUGAAACAACUCCUCGAGCCAGGAGAUUUGAGAGACAGGAAACCCACGCAAUUUUUGUGCCAUCUACGGGGUCUGGCCGGAACCACAAUGUCGGGCAAUUUACUGCGAACCAUUUGGUCAAGUCGUCUUCCUCUUAGUAUUCAAGCCAUCAUCGCUACUAUGCGUGAUAAGAAUCUGGAUGAAACAGCAGAGGUAGCUGAUUACAUCAUGUAA
Messenger RNA from Agrilus planipennis (emerald ash borer), 495 nucleotides. RefSeq lists its product as uncharacterized. Bases 1 to 495 code for a protein of 164 amino acids. The record is from RefSeq and is a predicted model, not a curated record. NCBI's taxonomy places the organism in Eukaryota, Metazoa, Arthropoda, Insecta, Coleoptera, Buprestidae. The transcript has a single exon.